Molecule: messenger RNA, 3020 nt
Organism: Corticium candelabrum
Lineage: Eukaryota; Metazoa; Porifera; Homoscleromorpha; Homosclerophorida; Plakinidae
Product: jerky protein homolog-like
Exons: 1
Coding region: 1322-3004 (560 amino acids)
Cellular component (GO): nucleus
Molecular function (GO): DNA binding
Source: RefSeq, a predicted model, not a curated record
UUGGAGCAGAGGACACAGCACGCCUCAGAGCCGGUCCCUGACCCCAGCACUGGGGUACAGGAAACAGAGCAACCAGCCGGCCCAGGUGCUGAGGGCCAGGUGGCACCCAAUCUCAGUCUUGGGGAUAAGGGUGCCACUACACCAACAACAGACCGGCUUUUUAAGAUCCAACCUGUACUUCAGCAGGUAUGACUUGCCAGCUUGUACUGUGAACAAUCAGUGUAUAAUAUGUAGAAGCAGAUGGAAUUGCUUUUUCGUCUGCGCUUAGCGUGAGGACGUACAAGUUUUAGCGCACAUCAGUGACAUCGAAACAAGUCAUUUCACGGUAGUACCCUACAGCUGUGUAGAGAUUGCUCAGGUUUGGAGGGUAGUCGGGUUUUGCGUACACCUUUAGAAAAUGUCUAAAACAAAGAUAAUAAAAGAUAAAUCGUUCGAGUAGAAAAUGACGUCACCAAGCUCACCCAAUAACAGACAUGCAUUCCAAGCAUUCUAGGAUCUUCCAACACAAAUAUAGUAAUCCGGGUGUUUAUUUACCUAUCCCUUAAAGCCUUGUUUCACGUUUUAUCAACAAUUUUGACUGGAUGAUACGUUUCAUUCAAAUUUCCACUCUAUCUCUGGAAUAUACAAUGAAUUGUGUCUCAUGCCCAAGAGCAGUCACGAGAAUGGAACUCGACGAUCAGUUAAGAAUUUUGCCCCUCACUGGAAAGGUGGUCCUCCAAGAAGUCAUCUAGAGAAAUGUCUACCUCAACGUAUAAGGUUUCAAAUACAAUCAAAUCUAUUGCUAACCAAUAAAUUUAUAGCUUUGAAUUGUGCAUCAACAAUAUUAUGCACGCCUUGGGAAGAAAAGGCGGGUUUCAGAAAAGCUAGGGUUAAUACGCUCGUAAAGCUGUUGACAAUUUUGAACAACCCUAACGAAUAUUUCGGAGACCAUAACAACACUUUCGGUAUGGUUUCUAUUUUUAGUGCAUUGCUGUAGUAGGCAUUAUGUUUCCUCGUAGGUAAAUUAUUUCGCUAGCUCAAGGAAAAGGUGGUAUAUGCAGCUGGAACGAUGCAACGAGGAUGCUCCGGUUUACCACCGCAAAUAUCGGGGCCCAUCGUAAAAAAGGAGAGGCAAUUGAUGUUGGUCACGUGAGGGCGAUUGCCUGUACAGUAGAGCCUCGCUAAUCCGAACCUCGUUAAUCCGAACCCUCGCUAAUCCGAAUGUCCCUAACUGCUUGACCUCGAGUUUCCAGAGAGCAUUUAGAAUUCCGAGGCCUUGUGCAAACGUCCUUUCAUAUCCGGGAAAUAACAAACAUCUGAUCAUAUCCGGGUACACGUUCUCAUGUCGUCAGACAAAGAUAUAACAAAGAAGACAAAACGGGCUCACAAGACUCUAACAAUAGAGCAGAAGGUAGCAAUACUGGAUGAACUGGGAAGUGCCUCCUAUUCUGUGCUGUGUGAACGAUAUGGAAUCGGUCGAAGCACCAUUAGCGAUAUCAAGAGGAAAGAGUCUGAACUGAGGCAAUACGAAAGGAAGCUAACCGAAAUGGGAACGAGUCGACUUGCCAAAACAAUGAAGCUUUCUACUUACGAGGAGCUGGAGAGGGCUGUUUUCAUGUGGUUUCGGCAGACGCGCGAGAAAGGCAUUCCUGUAUCAGGCCCACUACUACAAGCAAAGGCCUUGCAGCUUCACGAGAAAUUAAAGGAGUCUUCUCAAGAAGAGGAUUUCGGCAACUUUGUUGCCUCGUCUGGUUGGCUUUGGAGAUUUUGUAAGCGUCAUUGCAUUAGACAGCUGGCCUUACAAGGAGAAAAGCUGUCUGCCGAUAAACCAGCUGCUGAUCAGUUUGUGUUACGUUUCCAAGCUUUUGUCAAGGAUAGUGAUUACAGCACUGAACAAAUAUUCAACUGUGACGAGUCAGGUUUGUACCAUAAGCUGCUGCCUCAGAAAACGCUUGCUGGUCACUUUGAGAGGUCUGCUGAUGGGCGCAAGACUCAAAAGGACCGUGUUACCAUCAGUGCCUGCUCAAACGCGUCUGGUAGCAUAAAACUACCCUUGGUCUUGAUAGGUAAAUCCAAGAAUCCUCGUUGUUUCAAAAACGUCAAUCGUGAUCACUUGCCAGUGAGUUACUACAACCAGUCUAAUGCUUGGGUGAACACAGGAAUAUUUUCUGACUGGUUCCAUCAUAAGUUUGUUCCUGUAGUGCAGGAAACGUUAAGGGAAAAGGGUUUGGAUGAUAAAGCUGUCCUUCUGCUUGACAACUGUUCUGCUCAUCCGAAUGAAGAAGACCUGAUAUCAGCAGAUGGCAAAGUGAUCGCAAAGUUCCUUCCACCGAAUGUCACUUCGUUAAUUCAACCCAUGGAUCAAGGUGUGCUAGUAUCCAUUAAACGCCGAUACAGGAAAAAGAUGCUUCAAGAUCUUAUUCUUCAAAAUGAUAGAGGUGUGUCAAUCAUUGACUUUGUUUGUGGAAUCAACAUGAUGGAAAUUUCUGAUAAAGUUUCCGCUAGUUGGGAUGAAAUUACACCUAGAACAAUUCGAUUGUCUUGGAGAAAGAUUCUACCCAUUUAUCCUGACGAAGGCAGUCAGGAACCUGCUGGCAUCACAGAAUCAGGAGAGUCAUUUGAAGAGCCUUCUUCUAAUUUGACCCCUCUCUUCUCUGCUUUGGGUUAUGAAAUGACUUCAACAGAAAUUGAGGAGUGGUUAAUGGUAGACAAUUUGGAUCCUGGUUACACUCAUUUGGAUGAUGAUGAAAUUGUCACUGAAGUCUUGGCUCACGGUCGUGAUGAAGAGACUGCUGCAGAUGAAGAUGAAAUGCAAAGUUCUGAUCAUGAUUCAAGCACAAACCAGUCUGGCAUCUCUCAUGGCAGUGCAUUUCAAAUGCUCUCUGAUUGUUUGACAUGGUUUCGGGAACAGACAGAAGCAACUCAAUACAGCUUGAGUGUUCUUCGGAGCCUACGUGACCUUGCAGCUAAAAAGAGACUAAGCACUCUUGAACAGACGCGGGUGACGGACUACUUUGAGAAAUGAGUUGCUUUUGCUUGUU